Oldenlandia corymbosa var. corymbosa is the source of this 4626-nucleotide messenger RNA. NCBI's taxonomy places the organism in Eukaryota, Viridiplantae, Streptophyta, Magnoliopsida, Gentianales, Rubiaceae. The record is from the annotation of a GenBank genome assembly.
AUGAGUAUCUGGAACUAUGUGGUGACGGCUCAUAAGCCGACUAACGUUACGCAUUCCUGUGUCGGCAACUUCACCGGCCCUCAAGAGCUCAAUCUUAUCAUUGCGAAAUGCACGAGAAUCGAGAUCCAUUUACUCACGCCUCAAGGGUUACAGCCUAUGUUGGAUGUACCAAUAUAUGGGAGGAUAGCUACGCUUGAGCUUUUUCGCACACAUGGUGAAGCACAAGAUCUUCUGUUCAUUGCAACAGAAAGGUACAAAUUUUGUGUUCUUCAAUGGGAUCCUGAGGCAGCGGAAGUUGUCACCAGGGCGAUGGGUGAUGUGUCUGAUCGUAUCGGCCGGCCUACCGACAAUGGUCAGAUUGGCAUAAUUGAUCCUGAUUGCAGAUUGAUUGGUCUCCAUUUGUAUGAUGGAUUAUUUAAGGUUAUUCCAUUUGACAAUAAAGGCCAGCUCAAGGAAGCAUUCAAUAUAAGGCUUGAGGAGCUUCAAGUUUUGGAUAUCAAGUUUCUCUAUGGUUGUGCGAAGCCAACAAUUGUCGUUCUGUACCAGGAUAACAAGGAAGCUCGUCAUAUCAAAACAUAUGAGGUGGCGUUAAAGGAUAAAGACUUUGUCGAGGGGCCAUGGUCUCAAAACAAUCUUGACAAUGGUGCUGAUUUGAUAAUACCUGUUCCUGCUCCUCUUUGUGGAGUGCUAAUCAUUGGUGAAGAAACCAUCGUGUAUUGUAGUGCGACAAAUUUCAAGGCUAUUCCAAUUCGACCUUCAAUCACAAGGGCAUAUGGAAGGGUUGAUGCUGAUGGUUCCAGAUACCUGCUUGGAGAUCAUAAUGGUUUGCUACAUCUGUUGGUGAUAACUCAUGAGAGAGAGAAAGUAACUGGACUGAAAAUUGAGCUGUUGGGUGAAACAUCAAUUGCAUCAACAAUCUCAUAUCUCGACAAUGCAUUUGUGUAUAUCGGCUCAAGCUAUGGGGAUUCACAGCUUAUAAAGCUAAAUCUUCAACCUGAUGCAAAAGGUUCCUAUGUUGAAGUUUUGGAAAGAUAUGUGAAUUUGGGUCCGAUAGUGGACUUCUGCGUGGUUGAUCUGGAGAGGCAAGGUCAGGGUCAGGUUGUAACUUGCUCCGGAGCUUACAAAGAUGGAUCCCUUCGUAUUGUGCGAAAUGGAAUUGGAAUCAAUGAACAGGCUUCUGUUGAACUUCAAGGUAUCAAAGGCAUGUGGUCAUUAAGAUCAUCCACUGAUGAUCCUUAUGACACUUUCCUGGUUGUUAGCUUCAUCAGCGAGACACGUAUUUUGGCAAUGAAUCUUGAAGAUGAGUUGGAGGAAACAGAGAUAGAAGGUUUUAAUUCCGAAGCUCAGACAUUAUUUUGCCAUGAUGCUGUUCAUGAUCAACUAGUACAGGUCACUUCUAAUUCAGUGCGACUGGUUAGCUCAAGUUCCAGAGAACUAAAAAAUGAAUGGUUUGCUCCUUCUGGCUUUUCCGUCAACGUUGCCACUGCCAAUGCUACUCAGGUUUUACUGGCAACUGGCGGUGGCCAUUUGGUAUACCUGGAAAUUGGUGAAGGAGUGCUAACAGAAGUAAAGCAUGCUCAGUUGGAGUAUGAUAUCUCAUGCUUGGACAUAAAUCCGAUUGGUGAGAAUCAAAAUCAUAGUAACCUAGCGGCUGUUGGAAUGUGGACAGACAUAAGUGUGAGAAUAUUCUCACUGCCUGAUUUGAAUCUCAUUACAAAGGAGCCCUUGGGAGGCGAGAUCAUCCCCCGAUCUGUUCUCAUGUGUUCCUUUGAAGGGGUGUCUUACUUGUUAUGUGCCCUUGGAGAUGGUCAUCUUUUGAACUUCGUCUUGGACAUGAAUACUGGCAAGUUAACGGACCGGAAAAAGGUUUCGCUUGGAACACAACCUAUCACACUGCGCACCUUCUCAUCAAAGAAUGCCACACAUGUUUUUGCUGCUUCAGAUAGGCCUACAGUCAUAUACAGCAGUAACAAAAAACUAUUGUACAGCAAUGUGAACCUGAAAGAAGUCAGUCACAUGUGUCCUUUCAACUCUGCUGCUUUUCCUGACAGCCUGGCUAUUGCGAGAGAAGGCGAGCUGACAAUUGGUACAAUAGAUGACAUUCAGAAGCUUCAUAUACGGUCAAUUCCUCUAGGUGAGCAUGCACGGCGCAUCUGUCAUCAGGAGCAGACAAGGACUUUUGCUGUUUGCAGUUUAAAGUACAAUCAGUCAUCCACAGAAGACGCAGAAAUGCAUUUUGUACGAUUGAUAGAUGACCAAACUUUUGAGUUCAUUUCCACUUAUCCACUUGAUCAAUUUGAGUACGGCUGUUCUAUACUAAGCUGCUCGUUUUCUGACGAUAGCAAUCACUACUAUUGUGUUGGUACUGCAUAUGUUAUGGCCGAGGAGAGUGAACCAACCAAGGGCCGAAUCCUAGUGUUUGUUGUUGAAGAUGGAAAACUCCAGUUGAUUGCCGAAAAAGAGACCAAGGGGGCUGUAUAUUCCCUCAACGCUUUUAACGGGAAACUGCUUGCUGCUAUCAAUCAGAAGAUUCAACUGUACAAGUGGGCGCUCCGUGAUGAUGGUACUCGUGAAUUGCAGUCAGAGUGCGGACACCACGGCCACAUACUUGCCCUCUUUGUACAAACACGUGGAGAUUUCAUUGUUGUUGGUGAUCUGAUGAAAUCAAUCUCUCUCUUAAUUUACAAGCAUGAGGAGGGUGCUAUUGAGGAGAGGGCUCGUGACUACAAUGCUAAUUGGAUGUCAGCUGUCGAGAUUCUUGAUGAUGACAUCUACUUGGGCGCUGAAAAUAAUUUCAAUCUUUUCACUGUCCGCAAAAAUAGCGAAGGUGCCACUGACGAGGAGCGUGGCCGUCUUGAGGUGGCUGGUGAAUACCACCUAGGUGAAUUUGUGAAUCGGUUUCGACAUGGAUCCCUGGUCAUGCGGUUGCCAGAUUCCGAUGUUGGUCAGAUUCCAACCGUCAUAUUCGGGACUGUUAACGGUGUUAUAGGGGUUAUAGCCUCGCUUCCAAGCGAGCAGUAUGCAUUCCUGGAGAAACUGCAAUCAACUUUAAGGAAAGUGAUAAAAGGAGUUGGAGGGUUGAGUCAUGAACAAUGGAGAUCGUUCUACAACGAGAAAAAGACAGUAGAAUGUAAGAACUUCUUGGAUGGAGAUCUCAUAGAGUCAUUCCUGGACCUCAGUCGCAAUAGGAUGGAGGAAAUCUCGAAGGCAAUGAAUGUACCUGUGGAGGAACUUAUGAAAAGAGUAGAAGAGUUGACAAGUCCUACUACAAAAACCCUAGCUCCUCCGUUUAAAGCCAAACCACUGUCCCCUCGUGUACGAUUCCUCACAUUUGCUAGGGUUUUCUCCGGCGGCGUAAAUUUACAGUCGAAGAAUCGUGCUUCCAGUUGCCCGGCGAUAAUGUCGAAGAGAAGGACCAGGGAGCCAAAGGAGGAAAAUGUUACUCUUGGGCCUGCCACAAGGGAUGGGGAGAUAAUUUUUGGAGUUGCCCACAUCUUUGCGUCGUUCAAUGAUACCUUCAUUCAUGUUACUGAUUUGUCUGGACGAGAAACCUUGGUGCGCAUCACUGGUGGCAUGAAGGUUAAGGCUGAUAGGGAUGAGUCAUCCCCAUAUGCAGCUAUGCUUGCAGCACAAGAUAUUGCUCAAAGAUGCAAGGAACUUGGGAUCCAGGCCCUCCACAUCAAGCUCCGAGCCACCGGUGGUAACAAGACUAAGACUCCUGGCCCUGGUGCUCAGUCCGCUCUUCGUGCGCUUGCUCGUUCUGGAAUGAAAAUUGGCCGUAUAGGUACUAGUUCUUAAACAUUCCCAUUUUGACACUAUUUGUAUUUUUACAAGUUGCAGGCUUCCAGUUUUGUUUUUGUUGUUAAAUUUGAUUUGGCAAUGAUAAUUGUAAUACUUCUAUUUGCUCUUGCAUAUCUUGUUGUGGGUGGGGGAUUCCAACAGGUUAACUUUAUUAUGCUGCUGCUACUACACAUUAUAAUAAUAUUAUAAUUAUGUCCUGGAUUUGAGUUUUUUUAGUCAUCAAUUUUUUUGGUAAUUAUCAUGUUAAGACGUGUAUUUGGGAAAUUUUUUAGAAGCUUGUAUCUUCAAAAUUGUAUGCCUAAUAAGUUAGUGAAACAUAGAGCUAUCAUGUAAGGCUUUUCUUUUUGACUUGUGUUUUUCUUUUUCCCCAGAGGAUGUGACUCCCAUUCCGACUGAUAGCACUCGCAGAAAGGGUGGUAGACGUGGACGAAGACUGUAAAGUUCCAGUUAUAUUAUUGAAUUGGACAUUCCUUGGUUGAGGAAUUUUGUAGUGUUUUUAAUCUUCAUUGCAAAAUGGUGUCAAAACAGUGUUUAAGUGAAAGUUUAGAUUGGUUAGAUAUGAAAUCUUAUCUUUUGUUCUUUCGCUUUGGGAUUGGCAUUUGACAAUUGUUACUUUGAGUAAUAGUUAUGUUUUUACUGAGCCUGCCGUCAAGACAAGUCUUUACCUCGACCUGGUUAUAAGAUUAUGUUUUACCAAGCCUGUUGAAUCUGUUUCAGCUUUUGUUAUGAGAUUAUGUGUCAAAGACUUUGAAGUAUGAAGUUUAACUGGCAAAAUCCAGGAACUAAAUCCAGCAAUGAUAAUUAAAAUAAUCUUCUUUUUGCGAA